AUGACUACAAUCUCCUUUAGCAUGCCUGUGCCAGUUAGGCGCACCGAUUCCGACAUCUCUCCCAAGACGAUUGAUCCACCGCAACCACGAGACUCAAAUUCGUAUGACGCCAAAGUCGACUAUUUCCCAGACUCAAACACAGUCGAUGGGUCCAAUACUAGUGUGAGGGCCAGCGAUGGUGACGACGAUUCUUCAGCACACAAGUCCAGUAUCUCAUUCGCGCCCGAUCCACGACCCGACCGCAGUUCAAGCCGAGAGAGUGACAAAACUCCAGCACCGAAUCAGGACUCCAUGGUACAAAGGAAAUCGUCCACCGGCUCUGUUUCCUUCCGCCGAAUGACGAAUCCUAAAUUGCCCCAGGGACAACCUCAACAAAUGAGCAACCAUCGCAUUCGUGCCACUGGUCAGAUUGAACCCAAAGCAGCAUUGUUGGAGCUCGAUGUGACGCCAUGCCAAGAACGUGUCGCGUGGGAAGGCAAGGGCUUCGGUAUCGACAUUGCUUUCACACAAGGCUACGGUUAUUAG
Molecule: messenger RNA, 525 nt
Organism: Fusarium coffeatum
Lineage: Eukaryota; Fungi; Ascomycota; Sordariomycetes; Hypocreales; Nectriaceae
Exons: 2
Coding region: 1-525 (174 amino acids)
Source: RefSeq, a predicted model, not a curated record